This is a messenger RNA of Protopolystoma xenopodis, 390 nucleotides long. The record is from the annotation of a GenBank genome assembly. NCBI's taxonomy places the organism in Eukaryota, Metazoa, Platyhelminthes, Monogenea, Polystomatidea, Polystomatidae.
AUGUCCUCCUUCAGAGGGACAGUCGGGCCGCAGCGAAUGAACGAAGCAGUCUUCGCGGCUCGGCUUCACUGCACGUCAGCUUCGCUGGCUGAGUGCGCCGACUGGUGCGAGUGGAGACGGGGCCUUCAACGUGGACGCUUGGCGUCUCUGAUUGGCUCGGAGGAAGCAGCGGUCGGUGGAGGCAUGACGUCUCUGAUUGGUUCGGAGGAAGGAGCGGUCGGUGGAGGCAUGGCGUCUCUGAUUGGCUCGGAGACAGGCGGGUUCGGUGGGCGCAUCGAGUCGCUGAUUGGCUCGGAAGCGGGACCAAGCCGACGGCCUGUCCUCCUCUCGGCGCGUCGACUCCGAGGCCGGCUGCAUCACGUGCCGUGUUCGGUGCAACUGGACGGCUGA